This is a messenger RNA of Onychostruthus taczanowskii (white-rumped snowfinch), 1743 nucleotides long. RefSeq names its product SLX4 interacting protein (gene SLX4IP). The record is from RefSeq and is a predicted model, not a curated record. The transcript is spliced from 9 exons. Bases 290 to 1651 code for a protein of 453 amino acids. Lineage: Eukaryota; Metazoa; Chordata; Aves; Passeriformes; Passeridae.
GCCGUGCCGCACCGCCCCUCGCCGCCCGCCAUUAGCCGAGCGCAGCGUCACUCGCGGCGCGGCCCGCCUCAGCCGCUGGCGGCCAUUUUGCGUGCGGGCAGCGCGGGGCGGGCGGCGGCGACGGGCGCGGCCAUUUUGGGUGCCCCCUCUCCCCGCCCGGAGAUGGGCAGUGGGUGAAGUUUGCUGCUGUGUCUCCGAGUGUCUGUCAGGAGUUCUCAGUUCAUCCUCCCUCUGAAUUUCCUCACCACAGGAAGCUGCUUUGCUAAGGGCCAGCUUACACUGACCUAUCAUGGCAUCCAACAAAUUUGUCAUUAAGUGUGGGAACUUUGCUGUCUUGGUGGAUGUUCAUAUUUUGCCUCAAGGCUCCAUUAAAGACACCAGCUGGUUUUCAGAUCAUGAGAAAGAGUGGUUUCUCUUUCAGGAGGUCUGCAAGCUGCUGGAAGAAGUUGUUGCUUCAAGGGUCAAACACUACUUGGAGGCACCUAAACAGCGUGGUCAGUGGAAGCCCACGGAACAGGGAUCAUCUGGGCCUUUGUUUCUUACUGCCAACAGUUUGCACAUUACUGCCUACUUUAUGAAGAGAUGGGUUAAUCUCCGUUGUGCUCUAGGGAAACGUUAUCGUGAGCUCCGUGUGUUUCCAGAGAAAUUUAUUGUUUGUGUCAGCAAACUUGACUUUGAUCCAAGUGCUUGGACAUGUGACAAUGGUGGAUUGAAAGAAGAACUUUCCAAUGGGACGUCUGAAUAUUUUACUGAAUCUGCUGAGAACAAGAAGCUUAAGAUUAGUCUGAGUGAACAAAUAAAGAGAGACAUCCUGAGAAAAAUUGUGAAGAGGACAAAACCAAGGAGAAGUAGUGCAAGCAAACCUCAAAUCAGCAAGGACUCCAAGAAAGUGUAUCUUGGCUGUGCAGACUUGCAGACAGAGAACAGAGACUGUGAGAGUUCUCUCAGUGCUCGGUCUGCUGUGAAACGUAGGAGCCCAGGCCUGCUGAAGGACUGCACAAACACAGCUGAGAGCAGCUUGGGACUUCCUGUGCUGGAGCAGAGAAAUGAUGUUCAUCAGAGAGAGCCAGGAGGGGUUCACAGCCAGCACAAACCUGACUCUCUGGAGUGGCCAGAGGCGAGUCUGCUAAGUGAGAGCCCUCCUUGCAGCUCCGAGUCAGCGCUGCCGGCUCCUAGACAGAGUCAGAGGGUGGCCAGAGCACAGGCUCAGCUCGACACCCCUGGUUCUGAGGAAAAGUCAGAGCAUUUCACAGAAGUGUCCUCUGAAGAGACUCCUUUAACUUGUAUCCAUACAGAAAUGAGUAAGUGUGAUGAUCAUUGUUUGGGUCCAUUCCUGGAGGAGAAGACACCUCUUAAUUCCAGGUUGUUUUCAAAGCAAGACGUGACAAAGACUGUGGUUGACAAGAACUCAUUGAUAUUGAGAAAAAACCCCUCUUGGUCUCUUUUUGUGAGCAGCAGUGGAGUGCAGACAAGCCAAAGUGAGCCAAGCACAGUCCCUGAAGAGCUGCCUGCAGUGCCAUCAUCAUGUCUAGAACUGCACCCUGUGUCUUCAGAGAAGCUUUCCCAAAAAAGAAAAAAAGAAGUGGAAAAUGGUCUCCGGAAGUUAAAACUGCGAAGGCUUAAGAAGUCAAAAUCUGAAAUACUGCCUUGAUAGCAUGAGUGAUCAGCCAAGGUUGUGCCUAAGCAAAGAGCAAGAAGCAAUUCAAAAUGAUGGAAAACAAUAAAAAUACAAAAUCAAAAUUA